AUUACAUUUAGAUGCGUCCUUCCUUGUAUAAGAAGAAUCUGUGAGAGCUAAGUCUGAUUAUGUUAAAGAAUAUUUUGAGGGAAGUGAUAGUUGGUUGCGCCCUUCCUUCUUUUCUUUGCCGUGAUCGUCACUUUCUCUGUGUGUGGUUUCUCUUGUCUGCUGCUCUGGAAAUGAUGAACGCUGACGAGACAAAGAACGUGGAGAGCGACUACAUCAAGAUGCACCACAUGCACGGUGAGCUUUUGGAGAGUCAGUGUAGCUCGACGCUCGUUAAGCACAUCAAAGCUCCUCUUCAUCUCGUGUGGUCACUUGUGAGAAGAUUCGAUCAACCACAAAAAUACAAACCGUUUAUUAGUGGGUGUGUGGUCAAAGACAAGAAGCUGGAGAUUGGUUCAGUAAGAGAAGUAGAUGUGAGAUCUGGACUACCCGCUACUAAAAGCACCGAGAUAUUAGAGUUUCUCGACGACAACCAACAUGUCCUCAGCAUCAGAAUCGUCGGUGGCGAUCACAGACUCAAGAACUAUUCUUCAGUCAUUUCGUUACAUCCGGAGACCAUAGAAGCAAAAGCAGGGACAUUGGUCAUAGAGUCGUUUGUGGUGGACGUGCCUGAGGGUAACACAAAGGAAGAAACUUGCUUCUUCGUGGAGGCUCUGAUUCAAUGCAAUCUCAAAUCUUUAGCAUAUGUUUCUGAGAGUCUUGAAGCAGAAUCUAUAGCCCAAAUGGUAUGAUGACGACUCUAAGAAUAAUCUUUCAAAGGCAAAUAGUAUGGAGAAGCUUCCCAAAUGGGAAGGAGUCAUUUUCAUAUUCAAGAAGAUGAUCAAUUCGUUCUUUUACGUAUAGUGAUGUCAUUUAGUCUAUGCUUUUCUCUGUUUUCUGAAUUUCCGUUAAUUUUAUAAUUUGGAAUAAUUAAUUAUUUCUGGAAUUCUGCAAAAUGCCAUUUGAUCAUCUUUUCAUAAUAAAAUGUAGAUACAUAAUGUUUUAUGUUUCAUGACAAAUACAAUAAAAAUUAGAUACUUCAUGAAGAUAUUUUUAAAAAAAAUUCAUUUGGUACUUUUUAGUGUUUUCUUGUAAAUUUAAACAAUUUACAUAGUGACAAAAUAAAAUCUUCAACUUAGAUCGUUUUGUCGACCAUAGUCAAAAGUAUAUUAGCUAUUUUGAGUAAAGAAGAUCAACUGACAGGAGGAGGCAAUGGACAAUGGACAUUUCAAAAGUAUAUUUUGUCGUUUCCCUCUUCAUUUGUUGCUGUUGUAAUUUCUAUAAACCAAUGGACAUUUUUGACCAAAAAAAAACCAAUGGACAUUUUGUUGGAAGUCAAUUAUGGAUUUAUGGUAAUGGAGCUUUGUGGGGUUACCAUUUUGUUGUUUAAAUUUGUAGACAGCAUUGUUCUAAAAUACGCUAUUCGCUCUCUUUGCGGUGACGUAGUGCCUAACGCCUAACUGCUUAACUGUAUACUCGGACGCCUGAACGGACCUAUGCAGAUAUAUACUUUAAUAUAUAAUAUUAUAUUUAGUUAUAUAAUAUUACUAUUUAUCUAUAUAAAUAUACUUAUAAGUUAUAACUAGUAUCGUAAUCAAAUAUUAUGUACACUAAAAUAAUAUAAGAGUUUUGAAUAAAUAUAUAUGCUAGAAAUGCAAACACAAAAUUAAUAAUAUUUUAGAAUUUUAGAAUAAAAAUAGUUCUUUUAUAGAAUCAAUAUAGUUAAAAUAGUUAUAAUAGUUAUAAUGUGAAUAAAUAUAAAUAAAAUAAAACAAUUUCUAAUUUUAAAAAUUUAAAGAAAUAAAGCAAAUCAAAAUGAGAGCAAAAGACUAGGUUUUUUUUUAUGGCUACAGAACCAGAGAAAACUAUGAACUGGCUGUGAAUUAUGAGUUAGGACUUUCUGUUUUAUUUUAAAACUUUCGUUACAGUUUUAGUGUAUAUGAUAAACUUCAUAACUUUAAUAAGUAAACAUAAGCGCAUACAGUUCCAAAAUAACAGAGGCACAUAUACAGUGACAAUAUGCGGAGUACGCGGACUAUGCGGCCGAAUAUACACCCAGACUUUAACAAACAGCAUAACAUGCCGCACAUGAUGUUUUCGGUACGUUAAGUAGCCGCGUAAGUGUAUACGGGCAUAUUUUAGAACAUUGGUAGAGAGUUUUGACUGGUUGAAGUAUGCCCAAGAUCAGUUUAAUAUUGUUAGUGGGCUCAAUAUUAUUAAGGGCCUUUGGACAAAAAAAAUAUCUUAGGACCCUAUAAUUAAUUAGUAUUGUAUCUAAGAACUUUUUGACUAAAACAUUAAAACCUGCACACAUUUAUGUUUGUAUAUUUUAACUAGAGAAGUAGAAAUGUGUGUUUUUAUUCUAUCCAAAUCUUGAUCAAAUAUGCAAAUCUUUGGAAUCAAGAUCUCUAAUAUUACUAGCAAUGUUCCAAAAUACGCCAUGUGAGGAUGCCUAUACGGUGCGUAUACAAUAUGCGGCUACUUAACGUACCGAAAACAUGCGGCAUGUUAUGCUGUUUGUUAAAGUUCGGGUGUAUAUUCGGCCGCAUAGUCCGCGUACUCCGCAUAUUGUCACUGUAUAUGCGCCUCUGUGUUUUUUUGGAACUGUAUGCGCUUAUGUUUACUUAUUAAAGUUAUGAAAUUUAUCAUAUACACUAAAACUGUAACUAAAAUUUUAAAAUAAAAUAGAAAACCCUAACUCAUAAUUCAUGGUUUACUUAUUAAAGUUAUGAAAUUUAUCAUAUACACUAAAACUGUAACUUAAGUUUUAAAAUAAAAUAGAAAACCCUAACUCAUAAUUCACGGUCAGUUCAUAGUUUUUUCUGGUUCUCUAGCCACAAAAAAACCUAGUCUUUUGCUCUCACUUUGAUUUGCUUUAUUUCUUUAAAUUUUUAAAAUUAGAAAUUGUUUUAUUUUAUUUAUAUUUAUUCACAUUAUAACUAUUUUAACUAUAUUGAUUCUAUAAAAGAACUAUUUUUAUUCUAAAAUUCUAAAAUAUUAUUAAUUUUGUGCUUGCAUUUCUAGCAUAUAUAUUAUUCAAAACUCUUAUAUUAUUUUAGUAUACAUAAUAUUUGAUUAUAAUACUAGUUAUAACUUAUAAGUAUAUUUAUAUAGAUAAAUAGUAAUAUUAUAUAACUAAAUAUAAUAUUAUACAUUAAAGUAUAUAUCUGCAUAGGUCUGUUUAGACGUCCGCGUAUACAGUUUGGUGUUAGGCACUACGUCACCACAUAAAGACCGAAUAGCGUAUUUUAGAACAAUGAUUACUAGAGUUAGAGCAGGCUCAUACACUGACUGCCUUCCCUAUUAAACCACCUCUGAAGUAUAACCUUUGUUUUUUUCCUCUUGUUUUUAUUGUUAGCGUUAUUUCAUUCAAUUUGAUCGUUAUUUCAACGUUCAUUUUCAUAAGAAAAUAGCUAAACAAGAAACUAGGAAAUUAUUCUUAGAAAGAAAAAUUCUUCAUAUUUCACUCAAUAUGGUUUCUAGAUACAAUAUAUAGUAAUUGAAAUAGUGACCUUGUUCAGUUUUCUGACCAACUUUUUCUUACUAAUUAAUAAUAGUUAGUAAUGUGAUUAAAUGAAAUGAUAAUGAUAUCAGUGCAUCACUACUUCAAAUAUUUUCAUUUUUCGCUUUUGUUAAUACUUACACGUUUAGCACAAUAGCACUACUCAUGAAAUGAUAUCUGCAAAUCGCCCUCUUAUCAGAAGUUUUACAAAAUGUGAUUAGUGGAGACAUGAGAUGCCUAUGGAGGUAAACUGGAAGAGUCUGUAAAAAAUGUAGACAUUUAAUUUUAUUUCUACAACCUUCUUUUGAAAUUAUCAUGCUUUAGCUUAAAAUUGAAUCUAAAACCAAAACAUUAUAAAAAAAAAUAUUUUUAGGAUUCAAUUUUUCUAGAGUUUUUAUUCAGUGUUUUAGAAAAAUCUACAGAAAUACAAAUUCAAAACCACCACUAAAAAUCUAAAGCAUAAAUUUUAAAACAAGAAAUAUAGAGCCACAGCUCCAACCAGUCAAACUUUAUAACAGUAAAUGUGGUUACUGGGAUUAUGUAGUCUAUAGCCUAUUGUUCUCUAUAUAUUCUAAUAGUGAUCAUUAAUCAAGAAUCAAUCUGAGAUGAGAAAUGGAAUCUCUAGUUGCUUGUUCGGUUAUUUUCAAAAUAGUUUAGAGUUUUUAGUUGGAUGGAUCACAUGGGCACGAAGCAGAUAUCCGAAAAAUUUGUAGCAUCCGUGAUCCGUUUUAUCCCAUACAAAUAUCUAUAUUUCUGAUUUGAUUUGAUCCAGAUUUUUUAAAUAUUCGCGGAUUAUUCUAUUCGUUCCGCCAAUUAUAUUAAAAAUGAAAAAAAUAUAACAUUAAAAUUAAAUAAAAUAUUUUAAAAUAUCAAUUUAAAUUUAAAUAAUAAUAUCAUACUAAUAAACUAACACAAAUUUUAACAUAAAUUAUAAAGCAAAAUCUAUAUUAACAAGCUUAAUAAGAAAACUCAUAUGUUACAUUUGACUUAGUAUAAAAAU
Messenger RNA from Brassica rapa (field mustard), 4478 nucleotides. RefSeq names its product abscisic acid receptor PYL10. The record is from RefSeq and is a predicted model, not a curated record. NCBI's taxonomy places the organism in Eukaryota, Viridiplantae, Streptophyta, Magnoliopsida, Brassicales, Brassicaceae. Gene Ontology annotation, biological process: abscisic acid-activated signaling pathway. Gene Ontology annotation, molecular function: signaling receptor activity; protein phosphatase inhibitor activity; abscisic acid binding. Gene Ontology annotation, cellular component: cytoplasm; nucleus.